This is a messenger RNA of Megalops cyprinoides (Indo-Pacific tarpon), 3257 nucleotides long. RefSeq names its product VPS35 endosomal protein sorting factor like (gene vps35l). The record is from RefSeq and is a predicted model, not a curated record. Bases 16 to 2907 code for a protein of 963 amino acids. Gene Ontology annotation, biological process: endocytic recycling. Lineage: Eukaryota; Metazoa; Chordata; Actinopteri; Elopiformes; Megalopidae. The transcript is spliced from 30 exons. Gene Ontology annotation, cellular component: endosome.
UAUGACAGGAGAAAAAUGGCUGCCGUCCAGUGGCACUCUCGUGCACGAAACUAUGAAGCGGAACUGCAGAGCUGUCGCCUGGAAGCCGUGCCGGUGGAGUUCGGCGACUACCACCCUCUCAAGCCCAUCACUGUGACAGAGUCGAAGUCUCGGAAAGGGGGGCGUAAAGGCAGCACCUCCUCGUCCUCCUCCUCCUCCAGCUCCGUCGCUCCUGACCCCCUUAGCUCUAUGCUGGACGGCACUGACCCCCUGUCUCUCUUUGCGGCGGCCAGCGAGACCCCGGGCCUGUCACACGGUGGCGCAGCAGGGGAGCUGGGUAGGAAGCGCAAAGAGAAGGAAGAGGAGGUGGGCACAGACUUCGAGCCCUGGUCUGCAAAACGGGGAGAGAUCCUGGCAAGGUUCACCACUACAGAGAAGCUGUCCAUUAACCUCUUCAUGGGCUCAGACAAAGGCAAGGCACCCAGCCCUGGUUCAACAGUUUCAGAAAAAGUGCGGACUCGCCUGGAGGAGCUGGAUGACCUGGAGGAGGGCUCGCAGAGGGAGCUGCUGAACCUGUCCCAGCAGGAUUAUGUGAACCGCAUCGAGGAGCUGAACCAGUCUCUGAAAGAAGCCUGGGCCUCCGACCAGAAGGUCAAGGCCCUCAAGAUCGUCAUCCAGUGCUCCAAGCUGCUGUCAGACACGUCUGUCAUUCAGUUCUACCCCAGCAAGUUCGUCCUCAUCACAGAUAUCCUCGACACAUUUGGGCGUUUGGUCUAUGAGAGGAUCUGGUCCAUGUGCACUGACUCUCGCCCCUUGCCAGAAUCCUUCUCUGUAGAAGAUGUGAACGACACAGCGAAGGAGACCUGCCUCAACUGGUUCUUCAAAAUCGCCUCCAUCAGGGAGCUCAUCCCAAGGCUAUAUGUGGAGGCCGCCAUCCUGAAGUGCAACCGCUUCCUCUCCAGGGAUGGGAUCCAGGAGACACUACCACGCCUCACAGCCAUGAUCCGAGGCAUAGGGGAUCCCCUCGUGGCAGUGUACGCCAGGGCCUACCUCUGUCGGGUGGGCAUGGAGGUGGCCCCUCACCUGAAAGACAGCCUCAACAAGAACUUCUUCGACCUGCUGGGCUCCUUCCGUCAGAUCCACGGCGACAGCGUGCAGAACCAGCUGGUCCUGCAGCGGGUGGAGAUCCCGGUCUACCUGACGCUCUACUCCCCAGCCAUACACUGGAUCUUGCAGUGUGUGUCAUAUAGGGCUCCAGAGACCCUGCUGACAGAGAUGAUGGAGAGGUGCAAGCAGCUGGGGAACAAUGCCUUGCUGCUGAACUCAGUGAUGUGGGCGUUCCGGGCAGAGUUUGUGGCGGCGAGGGCCACCGACUUCAUCGGCAUGAUCAAGGACUGUGACGAGGCAGGGUUCCCCAAGCACCUGUUGUUUGGGUCUCUGGGCCGCUCCCUGGCCUGCGCUGACCCUCCAGAGAGCGAGAGGCUCCCCAUCCUGAACGAGGCCUGGAAGGUGAUCACCAAAGUGCGCAGCCCGCAGGACUACAUCAACUGCGCAGAGAUCUGGGUGGAGUUCACCUGUCGACACUUCACUAAGCGUGAGGUGAACACCGUACUCGCUGACAUCAUCAAGCACAUGACCCCAGACCGUGCCUUUGAGGAUGCCUACCCGCAGCUGCAGUCGGUUAUAAAGAAGAUCCUCACCUACUUCCAUGACUUUUCUGUGCUCUUCUCCAUGGAGAGGUUCCUGCCCUUCUUGGACAUGUUCCAGAAGGACAGCGUCAGAGUGGAGGUGUGCCGCUCCAUCAUGGAGGUCUUCAUCAAGUACCAGCAGGAGCCGACGCGGGACCCGGUCAUUCUGAACGCGCUGCUGCACGUGUGCAAGACCAUGCACGACUCUGUCAACGCUCUGACUCUGGAGGAUGAGAAGAGGUCCCUGGCCCUGCUGAUAAACGGUUUCAUCCGCAUGGUGUCGUUCGGCCGCGACUUCGAGCAGCAGCUGAGUUUCUGCGUGGAGGCCCGGGCCACGUUCUGCAACCUGGAGCCGGUGAUGGUGCAGCUCAUCCACACGGUGAACCAGCUUGCCAUGGAGACGUGGCGAGUGAUGAGGGGCAGUCACUCGCGGAAGACGGCCGCCUUCGUCAGGGCAUGUGCUGCUUACAGUUUCAUCACCAUCCCCUCUCUCACCAGCAUCUUUAACCGGCUCAACCUUUACCUGCUGUCCGGACAAGUGGCGCUGGCCAACCAGUGUCUCUCCCAGGCGGAUGCAUUUUUGAAGGCGGCUGUCAGUAUUUUGCCGGAGGUGCCUCGCAGUAUUAGUGUCGAGGGAAAGCUGCGCUCCUCAGAGGCCUUCCUGCUCGACUUCAUCAACAACUUCCUGUCCACGCUGCUGGUGGUGCCGGACCACCCGGAGCAGGGGGUGCUGUACCUGGUGCGGGGGCUGCUGAACAUGGUGCAGGACUAUACCUGGGAGGACAACAGCGACGCCAAGGUGCGCGUCUACAUCAGCGCCCUUCCCCUGCUGUCGGCGCUGAGCCAGGAGAGCUACCUGUACUCCAUCCCCAAAGUGGACUCCAAUGAGACGCUGUAUGGAGGGGACCCCAAGUUUGUGGCAGAGAUUAACAAGCUCUGCGAGACUCUGAUCGGACAGGUGCUGGACCACCUGAAGACCCUGGGCAGAGACGAGGGGGUGCGCAGACAGAGCGGUCUGGCCUUCUCGCUGUUCGGCUGCCUGCUGGCACACGGGGACCUGCGCAACAACAAGCUCAACCAGCUGGCCGUCAACCUCUGGAACCUGAGCCACAAGCAUGGCUUCUGUGACACGCGCACCUCGGUACGCACCCUGGAGUACAUCAAACACCAGGGCCAGCAGGCCAACAUGAACCACAUCUCCGAGAUGGCACAACGACUCUCCCUGCAGUCUAGGGCCUGAACUUCACUUACCCAGCCUGGACCUGGUCCUCUGUCCCGUCAUCCCAGGGUCAUCAGAACUUCAGCUCCAUCUCACCGCCCCAACAAGAUCCAAACUGCCUCUUCUUGACUUCUCAGCAAACACCCAUCUCUGUCAUUUUCCCUGCACAGGCAGGAUGAAUAGGAACCAGCAUGCAGCGGUAAACAACAGCCCUUCACAGUAAGGGCUGCUAGCGGUUGUAAUCGGUAAGGCCAUAUUUAAUCCAGAGAUCCUAGAGACUGAUUCUUCCAUCUCAACUCCAUCUCCGCUUUUCACUUACUGUGUGUGUGCAACUCAUUUUUCAUUCUGCACUUAUUUUUUGUACAAAUAAA